This is a messenger RNA of Nematocida parisii ERTm1, 1269 nucleotides long. RefSeq lists its product as uncharacterized. Bases 20 to 1183 code for a protein of 387 amino acids. Gene Ontology annotation, molecular function: polynucleotide 5'-hydroxyl-kinase activity. Gene Ontology annotation, cellular component: nucleus. The record is from RefSeq and is a predicted model, not a curated record. Lineage: Eukaryota; Fungi; Microsporidia. The transcript has a single exon. Gene Ontology annotation, biological process: tRNA splicing, via endonucleolytic cleavage and ligation.
UCUUCUUUUAGAAAAAUUAAUGGACAUUGAGUUAAGUGCGGGAUGCGAGCUAAGAAUAGAAAUACCCCCAAAUACAAAAGCAAAAUUUGUUCUGUCAGAAAACACAGCAGAAAUAUCUGGCCAAGAACUUUUACUGGGGAAGUGGUACACGGUGAAGGAGGAACAGUUUGUUAUUUUUACAUGCACUGGGUGUAGAAUUAAACUAGCGGCAAAUGAUGCAUUUUAUUAUAUAUCACAGGAGACAAACAUUCCAUAUAUUUUUAAUGUGUUCCAUAAUCUGUACAACAUGCAUAAAAAGAAAGUACUGGUCAUAGGAGAGGGGAGAUCCACUUGCGCGAACAUUCUUACGAACUACUUUAUACGAAAGGGAGACAAGGUUCUUUAUACAGACUUAGAUGUAUACAAUGGAACACUUUUGUUCCCCGGGAAUGUUACAAGUGCAAUGGUUCAGGAGCCGUUCAGCCCAAUAGAAAGAGCCACAAUAACUGAGAAAUUGGCGUACUUUACAGGAUCUACGAGUGCAAAUGACAAUAUAGACUUAUACUGUCUUUUAACACAAGAGAUGCUUGCCUCGGGAAGGCAAAAGACAGCAGAGGCUGCCAUGAUAGUUGGGCACAAUGAAAUCACAAAGACUGAGGUAGAAGAGUUAUUUGAAACUUGUGGAGCUGAUUAUUUACUUGUAAUUGGAAAUGAGAAGUUUUAUACUCAAAUUUCAGUUGAGAAUAAAAUAUACAUUCCACGGUUCCCAGGCCUGGUAAAAAGAGGCACCGAGCAGAGAAGAAACCAGAUAGCAAAUCGAAUAAAGACGUAUUUCUAUGGAGAGCAGGACGAGUACAGCCCGUGCACAAUUACUAUAAAGCUAACAGAGAAUGACACUGUACAGGAAAAUGAGUAUCGAGUUGUGCAGGUUGGAGAUGAGCACAUGGCUCCAAUGUCUGCGCUUCCUUUGGGAUCGUCAAAGAGAAAGGUAUCCACUGCUGUACUAGACUGCACUCCCAUAGAGGGGUCAAUUCUAGCUAUUUCUUCAGCUGAGAGCAUAGAGGAUGUUCCUUCCUCUCCUAUUAUAGGAUACUUAGCUAUUCUAGAAAUAGUCACAGAAAAAGAGAUAAAAGUAUUGUGCCCCCAACCCAAGGCGCCAAACAAACCAUUUUUAAUACAGGGGAAGAUAAGAAUGAUGAACUAAUUAGUAUCUAAACGAGAGAAAAGCUUCCUUUUGAUGGCUACUUUCUAUUACUGAAAUACUGCGCGGAUUAACCCGAAUUAACCCGG